AUGAAGGAAAAGUGCAAGAACGCGGCGAAGACGCGCAGAGAGAAGGAGAACGGAGAGUUCUACGAGCUGGCCAAGCUGCUGCCUCUGCCCGGAGCCAUCACCUCCCAGCUGGACAAGGCCUCCAUCAUCCGGCUGACCAGCAGCUACCUCAAGAUGCGGGCCGUGUUCCCCGACGGUCUGGGUGAAGGAUGGGGUCAGACCUCAAGGUGCAGUCCUCUGGACAGCAUGGCUAAAGAGCUGGGCUCUCACCUUUUACAAACUCUGGAUGGCUUCGUGUUUGUUGUGGCCUCUGAUGGAAAGAUCAUGUACAUCUCUGAGACAGCAUCGGUCCACCUCGGCCUCUCCCAGGUGGAGCUAACCGGAAACAGUAUAUUUGAGUACAUCCACCCAUCGGACCAUGAUGAGAUGACAGCAGUGCUGAGUCUCUGCCAGCCCCUCCACCAUCACUUCUCUCCAGAGUAUGAAUUAGAGCGCUCCUUCUUCUUGAGGAUGAAGUGUGUUCUUGCUAAACGGAAUGCAGGACUGACCUGUGGGGGAUACAAGGUCAUCCACUGCAGCGGCUACCUGAAAGUGCGUCAGUACAUGAUGGACAUAGCUCUGUAUGAAUCCAGCUAUCAGACUGUGGGUCUGGUGGCCGUCGGCCACUCCCUGCCCCCCAGUGGUAUCACAGAGAUCAAACUCCACAGCAACAUGUUCAUGUUCCGGGCCAGCCUGGACCUGAAACUCAUUUUCUUGGACACAAGGGUGGCAGAGCUGACAGGAUAUGAGCCUCAGGACCUGAUAGAGAAGACCCUCUACCACCACAUUCACGCCUGUGACGUCUUCCAUCUGCGCUACGCUCACCAUUUAUUGCUGGUUAAGGGUCAGGUCACCACCAAGUACUACCGCAUGUUAUCGAAGCAUGGAGGCUGGGUCUGGGUGCAGAGCUACGCCACCAUUGUGCACAACAGCCGCUCCUCCAGGCCUCACUGCAUCGUCAGUGUGAACUACGUCCUCACUGAAGUUGAAGGCAAGGAGCUGCUGUUAUCUGAAGACCAGAGUCGAGCCAGUAAGCACUGUGUCAGUCUGUCCUCCACUCAGGACCCCCGCAAACACCUCCGAACCAAAGCAGUCAAGAUGAAGCCCAAAGUAAGAGCAGCUCCCUAUCCUGAGGCGGGACUUCCUGCCGGACUGCUGAGUAAACAAAAGGAGGCUGCUAGCCUCUUCCAGCCGGACCGCUCCACCUGCUCCUUACAGAGGGGUGUGUGGAAGGAGAAAUCCCAGUAUCCCCUGACCCCCUGCAGGGAGAAGAGCUCCAGCUUGAGCCCUGAGGCCGGCCAGGUGCCCUGCGGCCCCCCCUACAACCUGACCCUGCACUACCCCUACAGCCCUCAGAGCCAGUUGCCUCGCUCCGCCCCCCCCUCUCAGCUGACCCAGCACGUCAGAGGCUCUGUGGGGUGGAACAUCAGCAGCCCCCCCACACCCAACAAAUACACAGGCCCCGGAGGGCUGGCAGCUGAGCGCAGGUUCUCUGAUGACAUCUAUCCGGAUUGUUCCAACACCUUACAUUCCAGCAGCAGGCUGAAGGAAGAGCCCUACGAACAUUACACACUGGUCCACAGAGAGGUGUCUGACGUUUGUUCCCACCCCCGUCUUCAUGGCACCAGAGACAGUAAAGCUUCAAACCAGGCGCUCCACCAUGAGGGGGCUUCAGGUGAGCGGGGCCCCUCCUGUCCCCUGCUCAGCGGUGUGGGGCUGGAGCAGAGGAGGAGGCUGUGUAUGAUGGAGGCUCCUUACGGCCCCCCAGCUGCAGGAUACUCCCACCCUGCUGACGGAGCUGCUCCUCAUCAGCACAGGUCUGCAGAGGAGGACAGGAGGACGUUGGGGGGUGGGGCCCAGGCUCCAUACAUGCCUAUGAACUUCCAUAAAGGGCUGGGUAAACACGGCUCUGUGACCACGCUGAGCCACCUGACGGACCCUCACAGCUCCGGCUCGUCUCCGGAGAGCCACAGAGAGAUCCCACAUUACAUCGGCACAUCGGUGAUCAUCACCAAUGAGAGGUGA
This is a messenger RNA of Notothenia coriiceps (black rockcod), 2043 nucleotides long. RefSeq names its product single-minded homolog 2-like. The coding region runs from base 1 to 2043 and encodes 680 amino acids. The record is from RefSeq and is a predicted model, not a curated record. Gene Ontology annotation, molecular function: protein dimerization activity; RNA polymerase II transcription regulatory region sequence-specific DNA binding; DNA-binding transcription factor activity, RNA polymerase II-specific. Lineage: Eukaryota; Metazoa; Chordata; Actinopteri; Perciformes; Nototheniidae. Gene Ontology annotation, biological process: regulation of transcription by RNA polymerase II. The transcript is spliced from 11 exons.